Molecule: messenger RNA, 204 nt
Organism: Parascedosporium putredinis
Lineage: Eukaryota; Fungi; Ascomycota; Sordariomycetes; Microascales; Microascaceae
Source: the annotation of a GenBank genome assembly
AUGGAGAAAAACGACAGGUCCUACCGGUACUCGCAACGAGCGGAAGAUGUUACGCCGCGUCGUAUGCCCAGCGGCGGCGCCGCCGACGACGUGCCAAGGUCCGGCAAGAGGCGAGCCGCGACGCCGUCGCAGGACAAGCCGUCUGGUCGGGACCACGGUCGCCGUGAAUCAGCUACCACAGGCCGGGAUGAGUACUCGUAUUAG